Messenger RNA from Fonsecaea multimorphosa CBS 102226, 1980 nucleotides. RefSeq lists its product as uncharacterized. Lineage: Eukaryota; Fungi; Ascomycota; Eurotiomycetes; Chaetothyriales; Herpotrichiellaceae. The coding region runs from base 1 to 1980 and encodes 659 amino acids. Gene Ontology annotation, molecular function: xenobiotic transmembrane transporter activity; antiporter activity. The record is from RefSeq and is a predicted model, not a curated record. Gene Ontology annotation, biological process: xenobiotic detoxification by transmembrane export across the plasma membrane. Gene Ontology annotation, cellular component: membrane. The transcript has a single exon.
AUGGCGACGCCUCCCAAAUAUCCCAGCACUCUCGAACGCGUCACCAGCGCCACGAACCGAGUCUUCGCCCGCUCGCUCCCAGAUCCCUCGCCCAUCGCUCAAGCCUCACUUGCCCGGGACAUAGAGGAAGACACAGACGAAGAAUCCGCCGGUACAGAGUCCGAGUCAGAAAGCUCUACCCUACGUCCGUCCACCUCUGCCCCAGGAACAGGAGCAUACUCGUUUGUCGGGUCAUACCGCAGACCGAGCUUUGCUGGAGCGGGAAACAGAGCUACUCUACUUCCCCGGCUCGUAUCAGACCAUGAGCGCCUCUCCAAGGAAGAGAGACAACAGGCAAUGGAAGAGGAGCGGUCUCUACUGAGAGACAACAAUCUAAUCCCACCCAAACAUCCUCAGGCCGCGGCCGACCAAGGUGGUCGCAAGAGAAGCAUUUUCCAUAUACCUGGCGGUGACCGCAAAGUCUCUCGAGAUGAAGAGGCUGCCCCCGCGGUAGAGGUCAACGUGGGCCUUGCGACCGAAGUCUCGCCGUUGUUAGGUGACCCAAACCUCCCAUAUGGCGGCCAAGAUGACCCCCAGAACAUAAGUCAGAAGUGGGAGGAAGCUGUGGCAGCAGGCAUGAUUCAUACAACCUGGCAGCGUGAAGCCAAAGUCAUCGCUCGCUACUCUGCGCCUUUGAUGGUGACAUUUGUCCUCCAAUAUUCGCUCACAGUCGCGAGCAUUUUCACCGUGGGACAUAUCGGGACAGUAGAACUAGGGGCAGUGAGCCUGGCAUCAAUGUCUGCCAACAUUACCGGCUAUGCCAUCUACCAAGGCCUAGCCACGUCUCUUGACACCCUCUGCGCACAAGCCUACGGAUCCGGCCGCAAGAAACUUGUCGGCCUGCAGAUGCAGCGCAUGGUCUACUUCUUAUGGACCAUCACGAUACCCAUUGGCAUCAUCUGGCUGCUCGCAGAAAGCAUCCUCCUUGCCUUGGUCCCGGAGCCGGAGGUGGCCAAGCUCGCAGGGCUGUAUCUGAAGGUUGUCCUGCUUGGUGCCCCUGGCUAUGCAGCCUUCGAGUCCGGGAAACGCUUUGUCCAAGCGCAGGGGCUCUUCUCAGCUUCCCUCUACGUCCUCCUCUUCUGUGCCCCUUUCAACGCGUUCUUGAACUGGUUGUUCGUGUGGAAGUUAGAUAUGGGCUUUGUGGGCGCUCCUAUCGCCGUUGCCAUCACGGAUAACUUGCUCCCACUAGGUCUGUUUAUCUACGUCCGUUUCUUCUCCAAGACCGGAAUGUCGUGCUGGAAUGGAUUUACGAAAAAGGCGUUCCAGAACUGGGGACCAAUGGUCAAACUCGCCUUGCCCGGGGUGGUGAUGAUUGAGGCCGAAGUCCUCGCGUUUGAAAUUUUGACCUUUGCGGCAUCGUAUUUCGGCACGACAGUUCUCGCCGCACAAUCUGUCCUCGCAACCCUCACCUCGCUUACCUUCCAGAUCCCCUUCCCGCUCUCCAUCGCGGGCUCAACGCGCGUCGCGAACCUCAUUGGCGCGACCUUGGCCGACGCCGCAAAGGUGUCCACACGAGUGACUUUUUCUGCCGCCAUCAUCGUCGGCAUCCUCAACGUGACCCUCCUCUCCGCCCUGAAGGACUACAUCCCCCACCUCUUCACCUCCGACCCGGACGUGGUCCGCAUCGUCAGCGACAUUUUGCCCCUGUGCGCGGCCUUCCAACUCUUCGACGCCCUCGCCGCGAACUGUAACGGCAUCCUCCGCGGGUUGGGGAGGCAAGAAUUCGGCGGCUACGUGCAGCUGUUUUGUUAUUAUGUCUUUGCGAUGCCCAUCAGCUUUGGGACGGCGUUUGGGGCUGGGUGGGGCCUUUGGGGACUCUGGACCGGCGUGGCGCUCGCGCUGGGGCUGGUGGCCCUGAUCGAAUUCGUGUAUCUGGCCAGGACGGAUUGGCAGAGGAGCGUGGACGAGGCGAGGGCUAGGAACCUCGAAGGCGGCAUGUGA